AUGAAGUUCACAAAUAUCAUAAUCUCUCUAGGUUUAGCAUCUACAUCAUUGGCCGUGGUUAGUAACUCAAGUUCUGCUACCGUGGAACCAGCUGCCCCAUAUGCUCCCUCCUCUUCCCUUUCCUCUUCCUCUUCCUCAUCCUCAUCAUUGGUCGAGGUUACUACUCUAGAGUCCACAACCGCAGCUGCCAACACGACAAGCACAACUCCAGAAGUUCCAGCCACCACAGCUCCAGUCGUUACCUCUUCUGAAGUGCCAAUCUUCAGCAGUGCAAACAGUACCACUCCAGUUACUACCCCAGUUACUACUCCUCAAACACUUCAACCAACUUCUCAAUUCACAAACUCUACUACUUUGGUCACUGAUGUCUCCGUGGUCACCGCUUUGACUACUUACUGUCCAGAACCAACUACUUUUGAACAAAAUGGUAAGACUUACACCGUUACUGCCCCAACCACUUUGACCAUCACAGACUGCCCAUGUACUGUCACAUACACUACUGAAACUGAAAUUGUUACUGCUUACACUACCUACUGUCCAGAACCAACUGAAAUCGUUCAAAACAGUAAGACUUACACAGUCACUGCUCCAACAUCUUUGACUAUCACUGAAUGUCCAUGUACCAUUGUUAAGACCAAGGCUGUCGGCCCAUCUCAAUCUCCAGUGAAGGCUUCCUCGUCUUUGGCCGCUGCUAAGCCAUCUUCUUCUGUGGCUGCCGCUAAACCUUCUUCUUCUCACAGUGUCAUCAUUAACCCUAACGCUGCCGCUAACGUCGCUGUCCCAUCCGUUUUCGCUUUGAUCUCUGGAUUAUUCAUGUUCUUGUAA
This is a messenger RNA of Naumovozyma castellii, 825 nucleotides long. RefSeq names its product Sed1p (gene SED1). The transcript has a single exon. The coding region runs from base 1 to 825 and encodes 274 amino acids. The record is from RefSeq and is a predicted model, not a curated record. Lineage: Eukaryota; Fungi; Ascomycota; Saccharomycetes; Saccharomycetales; Saccharomycetaceae.